Molecule: messenger RNA, 1461 nt
Organism: Brassica napus (rape)
Lineage: Eukaryota; Viridiplantae; Streptophyta; Magnoliopsida; Brassicales; Brassicaceae
Product: inositol-tetrakisphosphate 1-kinase 2
Exons: 10
Coding region: 199-1251 (350 amino acids)
Biological process (GO): inositol trisphosphate metabolic process
Cellular component (GO): cytoplasm
Molecular function (GO): inositol-1,3,4-trisphosphate 5-kinase activity; magnesium ion binding; ATP binding
Source: RefSeq, a predicted model, not a curated record
GGGGGUAUUCGGAGAGAGGUUCGAAGAGGAAAACCAAAAGAAAAAGAAAAAAAAAAUCCCAAGAAGAAAAAAAAGGUUCGAAGAAGCUUCGGAACGAAACCAAUUCCACCUAAAAUCUCUCUAUAAAUAUUUGCUUCUGAUUAGAAAUUAGGAACCCUUUCUUGCAAAAUCGCCAAGUUCGAAUUUUCUCUUUCGGGUAUGCGAGUGGAAGAAGAAGAAGAUAACAUGGUGCCUCAAGGAAAUGAAGCAGACGGUGAAAUGGUACUCGAUACGGCGUCGUCUCAACAUCAGGAGGAGAAGCUCGUUAUUGGGUAUGCUUUGACGUCUAAGAAGAAGCAGAGUUUCUUGCAACCCAAGCUCGAAGUUCUUGCUAGGAAGAAAGGCAUAUCCUUUGUUUCCAUUGACCAGGACAAGCCUCUCUCUGACCAAGGCCCCUUUGAUGUCGUUUUGCAUAAGUUACUGGGAAAUGAGUGGCAUGAUGUUAUUCAGGACUACCAGCAAAAGCAUCCAGAAGUGACCGUGCUUGAUCCACCAGGUUCAAUCCAGCGUAUAUACAAUCGACAAUCUAUGCUCCAGGGUCUUGCUGAUUUGAAUCUUGCAGAAUGCGAUGGCAUGAUAUGUGUUCCAAAACAAAUGGUUGUGUUACAAGAUACAACAUCAAGUGCUAAUGAAGUUGCAAAAGCCGGUCUCAAGUUUCCACUAGUUGCAAAGCCACUUUUGGUCGAUGGAACUGCAAAGUCACAUCAGUUGUUCUUAGCCUACGAUUGUCUCUCGCUUGCAAAACUAGAGCCCCCUUUGGUUCUUCAAGAAUUUGUUAAUCAUGGUGGAGUUCUCUUCAAGGUUUUUGUUGUUGGUGAUGUGAUAAGGGUGGUCCGACGUUAUUCUCUGCCGAAUGUUAGUAAUGUUGAAAAAGAGAAAGUUGCUGGUGUGUUUCAAUUCCCGAGGGUAUCAUCUGCAGCGGCUUCAGUUGACAAAACAGACUUGGACCCUCGUGUUGCAGAGCUACCUCCAAAGCCAUUACUCGAAGGGCUUGUGAGAGAAUUACGAAGCCGAUUGGGACUCAGGUUGUUCAACAUAGACAUGAUCAGAGAACAUGGGAGCCAAGAUGUGUUUUAUGUCAUUGACAUCAACUAUUUUCCUGGGUAUGGAAAGAUGCCAGAUUACGAGCAGGUGUUCAUUGAUUUCUUCCUGGGACUGGCGCAAGCGAAGCAUGAGAAGGGACUGUGUGUGAAAAGUGGAAUAGAUAUGUGAAAGGAGGUUGAAAGUGAUAGAAACCGCUUGCCUUCUUCAAAUAUUUGUGUUGAGAUAUGAUAGCUAUGUACAGAAAAUAGCUCUUCCUUGUUACUAGCAGUAGCUGAUAAACAAGUUUUGAUUGGUGAUCACAUACAUCUGUGUUCUUUCUCUAUGUCUGAUACUGCAAAAUUGCCAUUCUCCUAUUAUCAACCACAUCACGUUGCUUUC